GGGAGGUGGUGAGAUUUUCAGUGGUUACACGGUUACCCUAUUACAGAAUUUUUAACAUUCCUAAUUUGCACUUGGAGGGCAAAGUCUCCUGCUGCAUGCGGAGGCCCUGAGCCAGGCGUAAGGCCCCGUUCACCCUGGUUUACUGGGGUCAGUCAGCUUGUGGACCUUUCAGUUCUGAAGGGAAUUUGACUCUUACUGCAGAGAACCCAUUUUCCCAUGUGGGCUCCUCGGUGCAGGGCUGGCUGAGGUAGGAUGAGCAGAUAUCCCUUCUGGUGGGGCCAGGGAGAUGGCAGCUGCUCUGGGAACACAAACCCCAGUGUCUGAAAUUCCCAAAGUACCAGAGGCUCCAAUGGUGACUCUUCUGCAGGGUAGGAUGUUCCCCCGGCUGGGCCAAGCCUCUGACUCCCUCUUCUGUUUCUCCCUCUCUAAGGUGCUGGUAGCGCUUGGGCAGGGGCAGCUAACAGAGUUUUGUGAGGGAGUUCUCAAGGUGGAGGAGGAGUGAUUUACGGGACCCUUGAGAGACUCUGUUCCUGGAGCUGGAGAGUGAUACAGGUUCUGGAAUCACAUCCAUGUUCUCCCUUCCUGACUGGGGAAUGGCUGCAGCAGAGCUGACUCAGGGGCUGGUGACCUUCAAGGAGGUGGCCGUGUAUUUCACCAGGGCAGAGUGGGCUCUGCUGGACCCCGCUCAGAGAGCCCUGUACAGAGCCGUCAUGCAGGAGAACUACGAGAACGUGACCUCACUGGCUGAGACAGUGUACACAGCUGGAGAGCCUGCAGAUAAAGGUGCUGGGAUGCUGAAUGAGAAUGAAGAACAGAAAUCUCAUCAGGAAGAUGCUGAGCAAGUGGAACCACACAGGAGGUUAUUGGAAAUAUCUCAAGAUAAUGUGUCCAGGAGUCCUGAGUGGGGAAAAGGUUGUGAGAGUCAGCACUUGCUGGAGAGGAAUCAGGCAAACAAGUUAAGGGGGAAAAAGAACAAAUCCAUAAACAGUUUGAUACCUGCCCUAUACUGGAAGGAAACCACCGUCCAGCAGAAAAUCCCUGCAGGAGAGAGAAACAAAACAUGCUCUGAGUAUGGGAAAAACGUCACAAACCACUCAUUCCUUAUUAAACAUCAGAGAAUCCGCACAGGGGAAAGACCCUAUGAAUGCAAUGACUGUCAGAAAAGUUUCACUCUCAGAUCAUCCCUCAUUAAACAUCGGCGAAUUCACACAGGAGAGCGACCCUAUGAAUGCUAUGAGUGUCAGAAAAGCUUCACUGACCGAUCAUCCCUCAUUAAACAUUGGCGAAUCCACACAGGGGAGAGACCCUAUGAAUGCUGUGAGUGUGGGAAAACUUUCCUUGACAGCUCAGCUCUUACUAAACAUCAGAAAUUCCAUGCAGGAGAGAGACCCCAUAAAUGCACUGAUUGUGGGAAAAGUUUCACUCAGAGCUCAGACCUCAUAACACAUCAGAGAAUCCACACAGGUGAGAGGCCUUACCAAUGCAGUAUUUGUGGGAAAAGCUUUGCACGGAGAGCAUCCAUUAUUAAACACCAGAGAAUCCACACUGGAGAGAGGCCCCAUGAAUGUAGUGUAUGUGGGAAAACCUUCACUCAGAGCUCAGGCCUUGUUAGGCAUAAGAGAAUCCACACAGGUGUGAGAUCCUUUGUAUGUUCAGAGUGUGGUGAAAGCUUCACUGAACGCUCAAACCUUAUUGUACAUGAGAGGAUCCACACAGGAGAGAAACCCUAUGACUGCACCGAGUGUGGGAAAAAAUUCAGUGACAGAUCAUCUUUCAAGAAACAUCAGAAAAUGCACAUGGGACAUAAACCUUACGAAUGCUGUGUGUGUGGGAAAGCUUUUGCUCGCAGCUCAAAUCUCAUUACACAUCAAAGAAUCCACACAGGAGAAAGACCCUAUGAAUGCUGGGAGUGCCAGAAAAAAUUCAGGGACAGCUCUCUGCUUAUUACACAUCAGAGAAUCCACACAGGCGAGAGACCCUAUGAAUGCAGUGAGUGUGGGAAAAGCUUCAUUAACAGCUCAGAUCUUAUUAAACAUCGGAGAAUCCAUACACGAGAGAGACCUUAUGAAUGCUGUGAGUGUAGGAAGAGUUUCACUGACAGCUCAACACUCAUGAAACAUCAGAGAAUCCACACAGGAGAGAGACCUCAUGUAUGCUGUGAGUGUGGAAAAAGCUUCACUCAGAGAUCAUGCCUUGUUAAGCAUCAGAGAAUCCACACAGGGGAACGACCCUAUGAAUGUCCUGAAUGUGGAAAAAGCUUCACUUGGCGCUCCAACCUUGUUACACACCAGAAAAUUCAUACAGGGGAGAGACCCUAUGAAUGCUGUGAGUGUGGGAAAAAAUUUAUUGACCUCUCAUCACGAAAAAAACAUGAGAGAAUCCACCUAGGAGCCAAACCUUAUCAAUGCUGUGAAUGUAGGAAAAACUUCCUUCGGAGCUCAGAUCUUCUUAAACAUCAAAGACUCCACAUUGCCUAGAGACACUAUAGGUGCUUUGCAUGUGGGAAAAACUUAUAUCAGAACUCAGUCCUUAUUUAUAGUUGGAGAAUUUGCAAAGGAAAUAAAUAUAAUAAAAACCCUA
Molecule: messenger RNA, 2580 nt
Organism: Pelodiscus sinensis (Chinese soft-shelled turtle)
Lineage: Eukaryota; Metazoa; Chordata; Testudines; Trionychidae
Source: RefSeq, a predicted model, not a curated record